This is a messenger RNA of Ceratitis capitata (Mediterranean fruit fly), 1236 nucleotides long. Its product is annotated as glutaminyl-peptide cyclotransferase. The coding region runs from base 158 to 1150 and encodes 330 amino acids. Gene Ontology annotation, molecular function: glutaminyl-peptide cyclotransferase activity; zinc ion binding. The record is from RefSeq and is a predicted model, not a curated record. Lineage: Eukaryota; Metazoa; Arthropoda; Insecta; Diptera; Tephritidae. The transcript has 6 exons.
UCUUGUUUUUAGUUGUAUUUGGUGUUUCCAUACGGUCGUACACACUUGAAUUUUCAUCGGAUCAGCUCAAGCGCGAACAUACGUAACACAGUUUAACGGUGGUAAAAAAUAUUUUUUUUCUUUACAAGACAACAAAGCAUUCAGCGUUGGCCAUAAAAUGCUGCGAACUGUGUUUAUUUUUGGUCUAAGCGUUCAAUUGUUGAUCUUGUCGGUUUUCGCUUUGGAUAUCACACAAUUUCCAGAUGACAAUGAACACUUCAAUCGAACGCUGGCCGGUAUUAUGCGUCCCAGAGUGGUGGGUACGGCGGGCCAUAGAAAAGUGGAAAAUUUUAUAAAGAGUGAACUGAAAACACUAGGCUUCAACACGGAAGUUGAUCAAUUUUCUGAACGAGUUCCCAUAUUUGGCAAUGUGACUUUCACAAACAUUAUUGGUGUUUUAAAUCCCCGCGCACGCGACUUUCUGGCAUUAGCUUGCCAUUAUGAUAGCAAGUACUUUCAAGAUGAUCCUGGUUUCGUGGCCGCUAUAGAUUCCGCCGUGCCAUGUGCAAUUAUGUUAAAUACCGCUAAGACUUUAUCCUCAUAUUUGCAUGGAAAUUUCAAGGACCGCACAGAUAUUGGUUUAAUGUUGAUAUUUUUCGAUGGUGAAGAAGCUUUCAAGGACUGGUCAGACACCGAUUCAAUAUAUGGCUCACGUCACUUGGCAACCAAAUUAUCCAAUACUCGCUCUUCAACUGGUUCGGGCAGUAGCAUUGACCGAAUUGAAGUUUUAGUGCUGCUCGAUUUAAUUGGCGCUGCCAAUCCCAAAUUCUACAGUUUUUUCCCGAAUACUCAUGGCUUACACCAUAGUUUGUCUGAAAUUGAAUUGUCUCUAUCAGCGACGCGUCAGCUUGAAGGAAAAAGUUUAAUGUUUAUGCGGCGUCCAUCUACAGGGUUCGUCGAUGACGACCACAGACCAUUUUUACAACGAAAUGUGCCGAUUUUGCAUCUUAUAACUACACCAUUUCCGCCGCAAUGGCACACACCAAACGAUAAUGCGGAAAAUUUACAUUGGCCAUCAAUACGAAAUUUUAAUAAAAUUUUCCGCACAUUUGUUUAUGAAUAUCUGAAUCGUCACAAAAAACAAGUAAAUUUACGUGCCGCUUUGCGUUAACUACAAAUGUAUAUAUGCACAAAAGAUAUAUAAAUUAAUUUCUGUAUAAAUAUAAAAUAAAAUAUUAAAAAAAAAAAUAAGUUUCA